AUGGAAAUCCAACAGCAACUGAUACACAUCUUAAAACAACGUGGUCUUAACCUAAGAAAAUGGUGCGCCAAUCACUCACAAUUACUGCAAAAUGUUAGCAGGGAGGAACAAGAAGUUGACAUAGACUUUGACAAUGACAUCAAGCAAACUAUUAAAACGUUGGGGUUAACAUGGAUGCCUAAGAUGGAUCGAUUCUGCGUAAAGGUAUGCCUAGGAAGCUGCAGCCUUGCAACUAAACGCUCAGUCAGCGCCGAUCUUGCAAGGCUAUUCGAUCCGUUGGGGAUACUAGCACCAAUUGUAGUCAUGGCAAAAAUGUUUAUUCAAGAUCUCUGGCAACUGAAGCUGACAUGGGAUGAAGCAUUACCAGCCGAUUUGAAUGAGAGAUGGACAACAUUUCGAAAUGAUUUGCAAAAAUUGGACAACUUGCAAGUUUCACGGCACGUGUUUGAAGGAUACAUCCCAGCAAAAAUUCAAAUUCAUGUCUUCUCCGACGCAUCAGAAAAGGCAUAUGGUGCUGCGAUUUACAUUAGAUACGAGCUGGAUGAGGGACGAGUACAAGUGAGGCUGCUCUGUGCAAAAUCUCGUGUGGCACCCUUGAAACGGCAAACUAUUCCUCGGCUUGAGCUCUGUGCAUCAGUACUGGGUGCUCAACUAACUACAAGGGUCAAAUCAGACCUUAAGCUAGACGAUGUGGCUACAUACUUUUGGACUGAUUCACAAAUCGUGUUGGCAUGGAUUAACUCAUCCUCAGCAUCAUACCAAACAUUUGUGGCAAACCGUAUAGCUGUUAUUCAUGAGCACACUACCGCUGAACAAUGGCGGCAUAUAAGCUCAAAAGACAACCCAGCUGACAUUCUAUCACGCGGACUGCCACCGGGGAGACUAGAAACCUGCAAUAUGUGGUUUUAUGGGCCAACAAUCUUGCUUGGUAAAGAAGACACUUGGCCUUCAAAGUAUUCCAAGGCAUUAUCAGUAAUCGACGAAGGUAUCAACAUGGAACGGAAAGGGGUGACAUCAGUCGCUGUUGCAACCACUGGACAUGAAGGAAGCGUACUUUAUAGCAUUCGACAUAAUGGCUCUUUCAAAACAUUACAAAGAGUGACAGGCUACAUGCUGAGAUUUAUCAUCCAGGCCAGAAACCAAUCGCGGGAGUCAGACAUUCCCUUGACCGUACACGAAUUGGAAAAAGCGCUUGUGGUAAUCGUUCGUACAAUGCAGCAAUCGGACUUUGAGGAAGAGCUUCAGCACCUUAAAAAAUACAACGAAGUACGCAAAAACAGUUCUUUCCGCAGCCUGUCACCGUUUCUGGACAAUAAUAGUAUCAUCUGA
Molecule: messenger RNA, 1329 nt
Organism: Rhagoletis pomonella (apple maggot)
Lineage: Eukaryota; Metazoa; Arthropoda; Insecta; Diptera; Tephritidae
Exons: 1
Coding region: 1-1329 (442 amino acids)
Source: RefSeq, a predicted model, not a curated record